UAUCGAACAUACAGAACUCACACGCAACCAAGCAUUAACAAAAAGCAAGUGAAAACUUGGAAGAACGGGUUGGACUUUUCCCCGCCCUCGGUGUCACUCGAGGGUUGUGAGCAGCACGCCGUAUCCUUGCGGAACCCAAAGAAGACUCCGGGGAGAGACAGGAGAGACUUCAGAUCUAUAAGGUAAAUGUUGAAGACACCGUUGAAAUGUUACCAAAAUCGAGAAGAGCACUUACCAUUCAAGAGAUUGCGGCAUUAGCCAGAUCUUCAUUACAUGGCAUUUCCCAGGCGAUGAAGGACCAUGUGACACGGCCCACAGGCAUGGCCCAGGGCAGGGUGGCCCACCUGAUAGAGUGGAAGGGCUGGUGUAAGCCCACUGACACCCCCGCAGCUCUGGAGUCUGACUUCAACAACUACUCUGACCUCACCGAGGGAGAACAGGAGGCCCGCUUCGCUGCAGGUGUGGCGGAGCAGUUUGCCAUAGCGGAGGCUAAGCUGAGAGCCUGGUCGUCUGUGGAUGGAGAUGACUCUAAUGACGACUCGUAUGAUGAGGACUUCAUUCCCGCCAACGAGCCCACAACACAAAGCACGGAGGUGCCCCCCUACCUGAGGGACCUUCUUCACAGUCAGGUGUGUCAGCACCUGGGUCUGCGGGGGCCGUGCUGCGAGGGAGCAGGUAGAGGAGACAGGCCCUCACCCACUUCCACAGACACCAUCUGCUCCAGCCUCUGCAGCCUGGACGAGCAACACCCCUUACUGCGAGAUCUCACCCAUCACUGCGGCAACAACUAUGGUAACGCCGCCGAGCUGGCUGCCAAGAUCCUCUCGGCCCUGCAAGGGGGAGAGGAGCUGCUGUUGGCCCGUCUCCAGAGGGUGGAGCAGGGGGUUAGAGGGGGAGGGGACUUCAACAGCCUGGGGGGUGGGAGGGGCCGGCCAGGGGGGGAGGAAUCACCCUGCUACUCUGUGACCUACUCCGAGACCUAUCUGUCACCCGGGGAGGACGACGAUACGCCCUGCAAAGACUACGAGGGCACCGUGUGCCAGGGAGAAGGAGAUGGCGAGGUGUACCCACCUGACUAUGCCACCCACAGGAAGGUCUCAGACGUAGCCUCCUCCGGGGUGGUGUCUCUGGACGAGGAUGAAGAGGAGGAAAAGGAGGAGGAGGGGAGGGAGAGAGAGCAGGGAAAUCAAUGUCAUUGAUUUUUGUUUCAUCCAUUGUUUCUCUGUCCAUCUCUCCGUCCCUCACAUGGCCUCUGAUAUGUUAAGCCUGUCCAUCUCUCCGUCCCUCACAUGGCCUCUGAUAUGUUAAGCCUGUCCAUCUCUCCGUCCCUCACAUGGCCUCUGAUAUGUUAAGCCUGUCCAUCUCUCCGUCCCUCACAUGGCCUCUGAUAUGUUAAGCCUGUCCAUCUCUCCGUCCCUCACAUGGCCUCUGAUAUGUUAAGCCUGUCCAUCUCUCCGUCCCUCACAUGGCCUCUGAUAUGUUAAGCCUGUCCAUCUCUCCGUCCCUCACAUGGCCUCUGACAUGUUUAAACCUGUCUGCAUGUUUUUUUUCCAUGACUUGAACUCUUACUGCUGUGUAACCCCUCUGUCCUGGCCUUAUGGCAUCAUGUCGAUCCCCUACCCGCCUGCCCCCUGACCAUUUGAUAUGUAUCAAUAUAUUUUUGUCUUGAGGCGUCCAAACAAUCUUUUCUAUCAAUGUGAAGCAGGACAGCUGGACUGGCUGUCACAGCCUUCAAUAAGAAGCCCAACAAUUGGUCUGUGGUUUCAGUAAGAAGCCCAUGGAUUGGCCAGUGGGGUUCAGUGCUCCACCCACAUACCACAAGAAAGCGAGAGACUGCUAAAAACUAAAAAAGACAGAAAAAGACUGAAUCUUAAAACUAUGAAAUAUCUUUGCAUGUGUUUGCAAGUGCUGAACUGAACUUGUGUGCUGACCUGGUCUUGAGCACGUCGGUUUGCAGUUUGGGCUGUUCUGUAUAACCCCACCCUUCCCCCGUCACCACCCAGAUACAAUGUAUCCCAUUGGUGGACAGGUUCCACUGCAUCCUGAAACCUGAAACCCCUCCUCUCUUUUGCAAGAGAUGUAAGCCGUGUUCCUCUGCCCAGGCGUUGCUGACGCGUGUCAGAUCUUCCUAAAUCUGGAUAGUUAUUUUACGUAUCAGCUAACCACAUCAUAUGCUACACCAAUCUGGUGUCUGACGGCAUAGUCGAUGAUGUGGCACACAACCAUUGGAUGAUGCAUGCAACGUCUGAACAGGGGAGCACGACCCCUAGCAUCCUUCUGGGCAUGGCUUGCUGAGUAUGCCAAACUACCGUAUGUAACCUGUCACCAACAGUUAUGAGCAAAUGCUGGAAUGUCUUAAAAGUGACAGGAAAUAUGUAUUUGAUAUGCUUUUAUUGUACUAGUUUUCUAUCAUUCAACAUGUUGUUGUUAUUAUAAUUAUUCUGAAUAUCAUUAUGACUAACUGUCAUAAUGACAUACUAUAGCUACCGGAUUCUGUUUUUGGUUCUAUGGUUUCCUAUAUGGAAGGCCACUGGUCUAGGCCUUCAAAGACAAAAACACAAAUAGAAUGUUCCAGAAGUGACCAUUUGGUGAAAGAGAUGUUGUUUGGUGGAGAAAUUGUUGUUCAAAUACAGAAAGCUAGUUUUCAGUGAGGUGUUGAGUUGCAUUGGAGAUUUUCUAUAUUUUUGUAUGCAUUGUUUUUGCUUUAAUCUUUGCCUAUGCGGCGUGCCAGUGUAUGUGUUUUUUGCACGAAGCUAACGUGGCUGUAGAUUUCUCCUUUCUUUGUUAUCACUGUGUGAUAUAGUAUACUGGGAAAAAAAUACAAAUGUGAACAAAAACUGUUUUAUUUUACUUGGAAAGGGGAUACUGUGUUACAGUUUGUUAUUGACAUGAUCCUCAAUGGAAAUGUUUUCUUGUCUUUGUAAUUAUAUCGGACUUCUUUCUUUCCUGUCAUAGCUGCUCCUAAAGCAAAAUUCCACAUUUAUUUCCAUUCUUUUUCAGACGAUGUCAGGAAAAGGGCAUUUUUUGUAAAUAAAUCUAAAUCAUUCCAUUGCCAUGGUGAUCUGAGGAACCUUAAAUUGGUUCGAUCAGAGUGACUGUCACUCAUACAACUCAGGAAGUCCCACUGGUUCAGAGCGCCAGUAUAUCCCAGCCCUACACAACAAGCCACUGCUCACUCAUCCUCUAUCUCAGCGAACUACUGUGUGUGUGUGUGUGCGUGUAAGGAAAUGUAUUCCCGAUUAAAGCACAGAAUUAGUGCUCACCUCACCUCUUCAGCUCUCACUGAUUGUUCAGGAAAGCCUCUGUAUGUGUGUGUGUGUGUGUGUGUGCGCGUGUAAGGAAAUGUAUUCCCGAUUAAAGCACAGAAUUAGUGCUCACCUCACCUCUUCAGCUCUCACUGAUUGUUCAGGAAAGCCUCUGUAUGUGUGUGUGUGUGUGUGUGUGUGUGUGUGUGUGUGUGUGUGUGUGGUAAAAUAAUACACAGUCAUCAAGCUUGCAUUUGUGUGUCUGCUCCAAAAACCCCUAAUGCAGCGAUUCCCUUUAAACAGUGUUUUCGUGUAGCAGUGUUCUGACUGGAGGUAAAAGGCUCGGCCUACAUGGAGCUUUUGGAAAGGACAUCAGACCAAUUACCGAUCUCGCUUUUUGGAAACUAAAACUGUUUUUUGUUGUUGACUUUCUGCCAUUAGGACAGAGAGAUGUUUAAAAGUAGAGGAGGCGUCUUACAUUUUAGCACCAUGAUUUGAAACAAAACAAACUGAAUUAUUUGAUAAUGACACCUCUAACAACUAGUGGACUGAACGAGUCUGAGACACAAAUUAAACUCAGGGGGAACCAUUACGCCUGUGCAUUAAUUUAUAACCUUUGACCUCCUGUGUUCUGAUUGGCCAUACGGUCAGGUCAGUUCCAUUCAUUCUGUCCAAUGACAAACGUUAACCCACCACUGAGCCAGAGCUAUAGAUCCACUUGACAUCCACAACAUGCUGACAUUUACAUUAUGGUUCUACACAGAACAAUUCACAGUAUGUAGAAAGACACUACAGCAGCUAGGUGGUUUUUCUAGAAUGCGUCUGGUAAUGCUGUCUAUUCUAAUGCAGUGUUCUGUGCAUCCAUUUAUCAUGGUCGACGAGAUUGUUUGGAGUACGAGUUUCUCAGCAACUCAAUUAACUUAAUGGAACAGUGAGCAGAGCACUGUUUGUCUACCUGCCUCAAUUACAGCUGUACAAAGUUGCUCGUAUGGUAGUGGGCCUCCUCUUUGACAAGGUCAAGGGUUAAAAGUUAAACUAGACUUGUGGAAGGUUAGAUCCUGGUGUUUAGAGGAUUGGAGGGUUUGAGUAUUAUCUCGUUGAAGGGACACUGCGUCACUGUCCUUUCACUGACAUUACAGAGAGGGGAUGUUUGCGGCCCGACAAGGUUGUGAUUUUGUCCUGAUGCAGUGACGUGUGUUGCAUUGUUUACUGUCCCCCAAGUCUGGCUGCAUGGCGCACUCACUGAAAGUGCCCCCCUGGUGGUGUGUGACGGGCACCUUGGUUCCGGGCAUCUCGUUCACACACAGCUGUCACACAUACUCUCCCUCUCUGUCUCAGUCUGUCUCAUUUCUCAUCCCCUUCUCCUUUCUGUCUCUGUCCCUUUGUCUCCUGCAUCUCCUGUCUCCUACUUUCACCAUUUCAGUCUGUUUCCCUCUCUUUCUAUCUCUCCUUCCUUCCUUCCUUCCUUCCUUCCUUCCUUCCUUCCUUCCUUCCUUCCUUCCUUCCUUCCUUCCUUCCUUCCUUCCUUCCUUCCUUCCUUCCUCCCCUGUCCUUAUCCACAGGAGCCAUUUCUUAUGUAACUGGGGGACAGCAGGGCUGAGUGCUACCUUUGUCGACAGGCAAUUAGCCAGCGAUGAUGAAAAACAACUGAUGGACACGUAGAGCAAUAGGAGAUGUCUCCUUUAUUUUAUCCUCUCCUGCCAUGUGUCUCUAUCUUUGCUGUCUCUCCUUCCCCCUCUGACCUAAUUUGAGUAUUUUGAGGUUAACUGCCCCAAAAAGCUGCUAGUGGUUGCUAUAAGAGGCGGGUGAUGUAAUGGGGUGGCGCCACUGUCCUGUGACUGGAUCAAUGUCCUAUGAUUUAUACUGCGCCAACCAAUGGAAAUUAGUUUCUCUAUCCUAGUGCGGACAAGAUGGAUUUGAAAUCGAGGCAUGUCCUGUGUGUGUUUGUAGAGAGAGAGAGAGGCCACAUGUUCUAUGUGUGGCCUGUUGCUCCAGGCCAGCACUGACAUUGGGCACUUAUCACAGCAAGAGUGUCUCACUACCGCUCCAGAUUCUCUGUGUGUGGUUGUGCGUGUGUGUGACGUUCUGUGUGUGUGUGUGUAAUAGAAACAGCCGGGAAAGGGGCGUUAGAAAAAAAGACAUCAAAACCUCUGACAGACGGUGGCAGUGGAGAGUGGGAGGAGUGGAUAUGCACUGUAGAAUAUGGAUAUUCAACCUGCAGUGGUCCCAUCGCCCGAGCCUAGCUUCCUCUUGGAGCUUGAGAGAGUCACUGCCUCAGCACCCCACACCCAUAAGGUGAACAUCUAGACACUACAGGUUUUCUGUUGAACGUCUAGACACUACAGGCUUUCUGUUGAACAUCUAGACACUACAGGCUUUCUGUUGAACAUCUAGACACUACAGGCUUUCUGUUGAACAUCUAGACACUACAGGCUUUCUGUUGAACAUCUAGACACUACAGGCUUUCUGUUGAACAUCUAGACACUACAGGCUUUCUGUUGAACAUCUAGACACUACAGGCCCUGCAUACAGAACUAGGAGGCAACAGCAGACUGCUGUAAACUGUCUCAUUGGAGAGCUAUAGUGUAAUCUUCACAGAUUAGAGAGUAAAGCUGGGAGAGGAGAAUUGGGCUGUGUUUAACCCACAUUAGCCUCUACCGCCACAGCAGUGCUUAAUUAAAACUACCCACAAUUCCCUAUGUGCUGGGCGGUGAGGUGACACCAAGGUAAUGUCGUGGAUCUGGUGCACACACAAACACACAUCUAAACACACACACAUGCAUCUAAAAACACACAUACACAGACACACAUGUAUACACACUUGUAUACACACAGACUCUGCUGUAAUUCCCUUGUCUGAAUGCAACAACUUUAUAUGUGAAAAGAUGCAAUAUACCAAGAGCACUCAGUCUCCCACUGUUCGCCAGAAGCAAGAUAACCAUGAAUCAAAGCCUACAACUAUAAGAACCAGAGUACCAUGUCACUUCAUCCUGUUGCCCCUCUUACUGGUAUCUGUGAAUCUUCCUCACACACACACACACACACACACACACACACACACACACACACACACACACACACACACACACACACACACACACACACACACACACACACACACACACACACACACACACACACACACACACACACACCUCUAAUCCCUCAGAGAUCUUUUAUCAACAUUCUCUCAUUUCUUUUGGUUAAUUUCCUCUCAUUCUUUUGGUUGAAUGUACUACUUUGAAUAUUGCCACUUGAUUUAAAAAAUGAACUGGACUGGCUUUUGUUUGCUGCACCUGGCAUAAUUUGAAGUUCUUAAUAAAUUAUCCUUAAUGUU
This is a messenger RNA of Oncorhynchus masou masou (cherry salmon), 6582 nucleotides long. RefSeq names its product family with sequence similarity 131 member Ab (gene fam131ab). The transcript is spliced from 5 exons. The coding region runs from base 207 to 1199 and encodes 330 amino acids. The record is from RefSeq and is a predicted model, not a curated record. NCBI's taxonomy places the organism in Eukaryota, Metazoa, Chordata, Actinopteri, Salmoniformes, Salmonidae.